Thelazia callipaeda (thelaziosis nematode) is the source of this 915-nucleotide messenger RNA. The record is from the annotation of a GenBank genome assembly. Lineage: Eukaryota; Metazoa; Nematoda; Chromadorea; Rhabditida; Thelaziidae.
AUGGGAUGCAUUUGUGGAAAACCAGAUCUGGAAAUUGGAACGCAGCAAUAUCAGAUCAUAAAAUCAUUCGCUAAAGGGCAUGUUCACGAUUUAUAUGUUAUAAUAUCAAACAUAGGCUUCAGUCAAUUAUUUUUGGUAGAAGAAUAUAGAAGUGGUAAUAAGCGGGCAUUAAAACGAAUUGAUUGCUUCUCGAAGAAAGAUGUUGAACGUGUAAGGAAUGAGAUUGAUGUACAGCGUCGAUUUGGAUUGCAUCCGAAUAUUUUAUCAUUAGAAUGUUUUGCAGAUGAAGAAAUUCCUAGUGGUCUUCGCUUUUCUUUAAUUUUUGUCUUUUAUAAGCGUGGUAGCCUUCAAGAUGAACUAACAUUUCGCCGUUCAUGUUCUGAUUAUAUCAGUGAAGAACGAGUUAUACGUCUUUUCUCUCAAAUUGCUUCAGCUAUAAAUUUAAUGCAUUCAUCUUCACCACCCAUUGCUCAUAGAGAUAUAAAGCCAGCUAAUAUAUUGUUGUCUGACGAUGACCGUCCAAUUUUGAUGGAUUUUGGUAGUUGUUUUGAGUGUCCAAUUAUAAUUAAUAAUGGAAAAGAAUCAAGAUUGCAGCUGGAUGAAGCUGGUGAGUUGUGUUCAAUGCCUUACCGAGCUCCAGAACUUUUUGUUUGUGAAGUUGGCUCGAUAAUAGAUCAGUCUGUGGAUAUUUGGGCUCUUGGUUGCCUUUUAUUUGCCUUAUGUUUUUUUCGUUCACCAUUUGAUGAUAUUCAUGAACGUGGGGAUAGUAUCGCUCUUGCCGUUCAGUCGGGGAAAAUUACGUAUAAUAAAAAUCAUCCAUACACUGCAAAAAUUUUGAAUGCAAUUCAUGCAAUGAUAACUGUUGAUCCCAAGGAUCGUCCCAGCAUUACUUCAGUACUUGAAAUGUUAAAAUAG